Molecule: messenger RNA, 1276 nt
Organism: Drosophila guanche
Lineage: Eukaryota; Metazoa; Arthropoda; Insecta; Diptera; Drosophilidae
Exons: 2
Coding region: 91-1215 (374 amino acids)
Cellular component (GO): cytoplasmic microtubule
Source: RefSeq, a predicted model, not a curated record
CGCAUCUCGACUAACUAACUACAACACAAAUUUCAUUAUUUCCCAAUAAUAAAUAUAUUUAUUAAAUUCUCGAAUCGUCGUCGAAUCGUCAUGUCCAACCCACCAGUUCGCCGUGUAACAACACUGAAAGGCAUUUUAUCAAUGCCGCGAGUCGUUCGGGGUCGAAAUUUUUUGAAGGAAAAUAAAUUGAGCUUGCGCCAGCUUGAGAAAUCAACAACUGAGAAGCUAGAUGCCAAGAAGCCAGUGCGUCCUAAAUGGAUGCCAAAUAUGCGCCGCGAGGGCUCUGAGAUGUUGGAUUCGAAAUCAGACAGACCUUCACCGGUAUCGGAGAACAAACAGAACAAGACCCAGGACAAAACCAUCCUGGCACGUAACCGUAAAAGCUUGCGUUCGUAUCAACAAUCGGGUCUGGCCGGUUCAGAGUCUGACGAGCGUUUCGGCGGUUUGGAAGAGCCCCACACUGCCUUUGAUGAUCUGUCGGAGAAAACUGAGAAAGAUUUUGUUCACUCGACGGACUCAGAGUACUGCAGUUCUUGUGGCACACAACGCAGCGCCACGAGCAUUGGCACACAGACGGAGGACAUCAAGGAUGAACUCUAUCUUACAAAUGCCCUUAAAAAAUGCAGUUUUGAUGGUGGAUCCACGCUGUCCAAUCAGUACAACGAUAAUGAUGAAGACGAGGAGCUGCUCUCGCCUCGCAAAAAUAUGAAUGACUGGAACAAAAUGCCAAUGCCCGAUUAUGAUCUAAACACUGAAGUUGCUUCGGAUGAGGAGGCUCCUCUCAGUGCCCGCAGCCGCUAUACAGUGGCCACAAUGGCGUCAACUGCCACGAGCACCACUUCGAUAGGUUCCAAGCGCCGCGAGCACAAGCUUGGCUCACGUGACCAGUUGCGUCUUCCGCGUUACUUGGAGAAGAUGAAGCGUGAAAGCGCCGCCGCUUUGGCCAAACAGCUUGCCGAUACACCAGAUCCAGACUGUCCACGCGGUCACAGUCUGCUCACGGAGCAGGAACGUCUAGGCCGCUUGAAUAGCGCCCAGAGCCGCUAUGACGAUCUCAUUCGUGAGGUAAAUCACAUGCCCUUCACCUCACAGAGUCUGUGGGUGCGCAGUCGAAAGGACGAAAUAAACAAAGAGCUGGACUUAGUCGAUAGGGAGAUCCGUUUAUACUCAAAGCCCAAGGUCUACAUCGACUCCAGCAAAUCCUAUUUUAAGUAAAUCCCGAUAGCUGUGCUCGAAGAAAAAUUACCCCUGUUCAUUAACUUAUUGGUAUUCAGUU